UUGCUGGCGGCUCCCGGGCCGUUGCUGCUGCUGCUGCUGCCAACGUCAGGAGAUGGCGGCGGCAACGACGACGGCGUCGAGUGAAGAAUCUGCUGCACAGGCCCCGCUUUUAACCAUCCUCCACUUCAAUGAUGUCUAUGAGAUCCAGCCGCGUGCAGAGGAGCCCGUGGGGGGCGCGUCCAGGUUUGCCACAGCAUUAAAACAAUUUAAAGCACUAAAUCCCCUGAUCCUUUUUAGUGGUGACUGUUUAAAUCCUUCCCUCCUAAGUACAACUACAAAAGGACGACACAUGAUACCAAUUCUCAAUGCUUUUGGAGUACAGUGUGCAGUAUUUGGAAAUCAUGAAUUUGACUUUGGUGUUGACCUGUUGGAAGAAAUAAUAUCAGAGAUGACCUUCCCUUGGUUGCUCAGCAAUGUAUAUGACUUAUUUACUUCUGAACCACUAGGACAUGGUAUAGAAAGCAAGAUAUUAGAAUGGAAUGGUGUAAAAAUUGGUUUGAUGGGAUUGGUGGAGGAAGAAUGGAUUGAUACUUUACCAACUAUCGAUAAGACAAAUGUGAACUUUAUUGAUUAUGUCGUUGUUGCUAACCAACUUUCUCAAGAUCUUCAAACCAAAGGUGCACAACUUCUGAUUGCCUUAACACACAUGAAAUGGAGUAAUGAUAUUAGACUUGCAAGGAAUGCUGACGGAUUAAACCUGAUUCUAGGAGGUCAUGAUCAUGACUAUGGCACUAAAGUGAUUAAUGGAACUCUAAUCAUCAAAAGUGGAUCAGACUUCAGAAGCCUAACCAAAAUUGACAUUACAAGAACUCUUGAGAAUGAUUACAAGUACAGCACACAAAAGGUAGACAUUGUAAAAGAUUUGGAGGAAGAUACUUUUGUGAGCAACAUUGUCCAUGAAUUUACAUAUAAUUUGGAGCAUCUGAUGGAAGAAGUGCUUUGUCAGAUAGAGGUAGAACUGGAUGGCCGUUUCACCACAGUAAGAAAAUCAGAAAGCAGUCUAGGGAACCUUGUUACCAAUGCCAUGCUUGAAGCCACGCAUGCUGAUGUGGCUUUGCUUAAUUCAGGGACUUUGCGCUCAGAUCGCUUACAUCCACCAGGUAACUUCACCAUGCACGAUCUAUUGUUGGUUUUGCCUAUCGUGGAUCCACUCUUGGUUGUCCAAGUGACAGCAGAACAACUAUUGGAAGCUUUAGAAAAUGGUGUCAGCAUGUAUCCAGAACUUGAUGGAAGGUUUCCUCAAGUGGCAGGAUUAGAAUUUGGAUUUGAUCCAAGUGCAGAGCCUGGACACAGAAUUGUUAUGGACUCGGUCAAGGUACAGGGACAAUACUUGGACAAAAACAGAACAUACUUACUUGCAAUCAAGGAAUACCUAGCCAAGGGGAAAGAUGGAUAUGUGAUGUUCCGUAAUUGUCAGUGGAUGGUUGAUACAGAAACGGCUCCCAGUCUUUCCACUGUUGUCGUCAACCACUUUGAAUCAGUAAAAAUUGUUCAAGGACUUAAAAAAUGUAAAUCUGGACAUCGGAUGGGUUUAAUCAAAAUCUCACACUCUGCAUCCAUAACAGAUUUUGAAAAGAAAGCUGAUGACAAAAUUGUGGUUGCACCUGUCCCUGAUGUAGAAGGAAGAAUAUAUCAUGUAACUGAAGACAUGAAACCACACCUCAGGCAACUACGUUCUGAACGAGAAAUAGGUCAAAUGACAUUUCCCUUAGAUCUUCUUGGUGCAAAUAACUCUCUUGGUUGUGAAUUAAAAUAGUCGAAAUAACUUAAUCUUUGUAUUUUCAGUAUUCAUUUUACUUGUUAUUCCUAUGUAAAAUCUUUGUAAUAAAAGAAAACCUUUACUCUAUAGAGAUGAGUAAAUGUCAUUUCACAGCUCUGAUUUUGUAAUCCUUAACAGAUUAUUGAUGCAAAAUCGUCUGAAAAAUGUCUUAGUAAAAUAAAAGUUUAUUAUUGAUCCAUUAUUCUCAUUUGUCUUGUCAAUCUAAAUAUAAACAUUAUUUUUUUUCUUUUGAGACCAUCCAUGAAAAUAUGAAAAUUCCUGAACUUUAUCAAGAGCUCACUAUUUCUGAGCAUUAUAUCUUUGCACUUUUAUUAUUUGCUAUAUUAUUGAAUUGCCGAUAAUGCUGGACAAUACAAGGAGACAACACAAAACUGAUUAUAGGGUUAUUUAUAAGAAAAGUGCAUAGCUUUUCAUUAAAUCUGAUGACAUAACUCAGUAUGCCGUGAACAUACUUGCACAUAUUUGGUCUGACAAUGAAAUGGCAGACGGGAUUUAUUUGCCAAAAUAUGGAUCUAGCCUAAUUUAUUUAGCAAAAUAAAUGGUUUAGUUGUUAGACAGCAAAUGGGGAAAAACAUCCAAAUCAGUAAUGUGCUUAGUAAAAAAAAAGGAAAAUCCAAACAAUAAGCAAACCAGACUGGAACAUUAGACAAAAAGAUCAGUAAUGAUUGAUAAAAUACAUCUCUUGAUGCUCCUGAACACAUCAUCAGUGAUGUAACCUGGGGUCAUUGUAAAACCUAUAAAUAUAAAACAAAAAUUUAGGAAGUGCUUAAUAUCAUUUUUGUUCAAAAUUCAUUUACAAUAAAAUAAAAAAUUAUGGAUGGGUAAAUCUUGGUUAAUCAAACUCCACUUCAUGAAUAAAAAUAGCAAACUACGCAUUAGCUUCUGAAGAAGGGCCAGGUGCUGAUGCCUACUCCUAUUUCUCGACAUUAUAGUUAGUCUCACUUGAUAUAUACAGUACUACAAAUAUCCAGCCCUAAACCCACAUGGUAAGGUAAGGUAAAGCUAGUGAAGACUCAGAGCUGCACAACUUAGAAUGCUUUUUAAAAGAUUAUUGAAAGUAAGUAACACUACCACAAAUUCACAGCAAACUAGUACAAAUAAUAUUAGAGAUGUUCAAAGAAACCACUAAAGAAUUAAACAAUGUUAUAAAUUAUAAUAAAGUACCAUGUACUAGUGCAUCUUUUAAACUACCAAUCUUACACAGGUUUUAAUUCUCAACCAACUUAACUUAAAACUCCAUGAAGUGGAUUCAGCUCUAACUCUGAUUCCGAACACACCUCACUCCAUCUAGUUUCUUUGCCCAGAUUCAGCAUCUGUGACAACUGAAUGACACAAACCUCUCCAGUUGUGAUUGUCCCAUCUGUAUG
Molecule: messenger RNA, 3147 nt
Organism: Leucoraja erinaceus (little skate)
Lineage: Eukaryota; Metazoa; Chordata; Chondrichthyes; Rajiformes; Rajidae
Product: trifunctional nucleotide phosphoesterase protein YfkN-like
Exons: 8
Coding region: 53-1756 (567 amino acids)
Biological process (GO): nucleotide catabolic process
Molecular function (GO): hydrolase activity
Source: RefSeq, a predicted model, not a curated record